This is a messenger RNA of Frankliniella occidentalis (western flower thrips), 3016 nucleotides long. RefSeq names its product M-phase inducer phosphatase. Gene Ontology annotation, cellular component: nucleus; cytoplasm. Lineage: Eukaryota; Metazoa; Arthropoda; Insecta; Thysanoptera; Thripidae. Gene Ontology annotation, molecular function: protein tyrosine phosphatase activity. The record is from RefSeq and is a predicted model, not a curated record. Bases 345 to 2030 code for a protein of 561 amino acids. The transcript has 7 exons. Gene Ontology annotation, biological process: protein dephosphorylation; positive regulation of G2/M transition of mitotic cell cycle; G2/M transition of mitotic cell cycle.
GCCGACCCGAGCGCGGGCUGGGAGGGGAACGGGUUACGACGGCAAGACACCGUGAAUCGUCGCUCGCUCGCGAGAAACUUGGGCCCCUGGCGCCGCGCUUGCCCGCCAAGCUUGUUCCCGUUUCCCAACGCCCUCGGCGAUAACGCGACCCGGCGACCCCCGCCGCGCCCCGCCCCGGGCCUUGGCUAGCCUUCCUUGGCGCCCCAGCCACCUUCCGCGACCCGGAGCAGAGCUUGUUGCGCUGCGAUGCCGACGUCCCCGCCGGCACCCGGUCGGCGCUUCUGAAGACGGCCGUCAAGCAGAGUACACUCAGCCAGAGCCAGUGCGCCCCUAUCCAAGUCCGGAUGAACCUGUCCCUGACCAUCGACAGGGCCAGCCCUGUCUUGGGUGACUUCAACAAGGAGAAUGUCACCUCUCUUGACGGGGCUGAGCUAUAUCUGGCUAGCCCAACCAAAACUUUCACAAGCCCCUCUAAGUUUGCUUCACUUCGGCAAACCAUCAGCCCAAGAGUGAGGCAGCCUUUGGAGGACCAGGACCCCAACUCCCAAGACAGUGGGUAUGGCGCCUGCUUCUCCAGUGAUGAUGCAAAGUCAAUGUUCCGCUUUGCUGAGCCACUCCGUAUGGCCCCACGGAAAACACCUGUUGAGCCAUCACCAAGGAAAGAGCUAACACCCUCACCUCAAAGCAAGCGGUCAUCCUCUAUGCAGCCAUCAUCCCUAUACAGCAGAACAUCCAGUUCCGGCAGUGAAUCUAUUGAUGAUGGAUUUAUGGAACUUUUCAUGAGUGACAAAAUGGAUGAAGAAACUCAGCUCCCAACUGGAAUGAGUGACCUGCUCUCCGGAAGUAUCCACAAAGAGAAAGUGCCUGCACCAAGUGCAGCAAUGAGUGGUACAUCACCCAUGUGCUUCUCACCUUAUUCUGACAGCCCUAUGCUUCAUCACCUGGCCCAACCAAAUCAUUCUGAGGAAAUCCCUAAACCAUCAUUCCGGCGCUCACUCUCCACCAAUGAUAGCUUUACACCUGCCUCCAGCAGGGUGGUUAAGGUUCGCACCUCCCUUUUUAGGCCUAACAAUGUUGUCCGUACUUUGGACAAGUCAUCAGAUUUCUCAUCUUCACCCAACCCUGAGGCUGCAUCACCAGUCUCACAAUUGGCCUCCAGUGCACUCUCCUCAUUGCGCCUUUCAGUUAAUGGCUCCUUCAAACGUCCGGAACCCCCAACUGGCAAGCACAGCCCCAUACAAGUAAAGAAAAGGAAAUCACUCCAGUCCAUUCAAGACAACCAAAAUACCUCACCUCAGAGCAGCCUCUCACCCUUUGGCUUCCAAAGACCUACACCGCCCAAACUUCAGCGCUGCCAUUCAGAAUCUGAAGCAACCAUCAAAUCUGCACUCCUGAGGGCCUCCACCAAUCCUGAUCUCAUUGGUGACUUCAGCAAGCCAUUUGCCUUGCCUCUGAUGGAAGGGCGCCACCAAGAUCUCAAGAGCAUAUCUGUGGACACUCUAGCAUCUUUAAUGAGGGGAGAGUACCGGGACGAAAUUGCAAGCUAUACAGUUGUUGACUGCAGGUAUCCUUAUGAAUUUGAAGGUGGUCACAUACGUGGAGCUAAAAAUUUCUAUACCAAGGAACAAAUUAUGAAGGAGUUUGUAAACAGCAAAGAUGGUGUGAACAAACCAGAUGCUUCAGAUGUAAAUGCUGCCUCCAAGCGUACCAUUCUUAUCUUCCAUUGUGAAUUUUCAUCUGAGAGAGGGCCAAACUUGUCACGCUUCUUGCGCAACUCUGACCGUGAUACCAACAAGGAAUGCUAUCCUGCCUUGGAUUACCCUGAAAUGUACCUACUGAAUGGUGGCUACAAACAAUUUUAUUCAAAGUAUGAAGAUCUGUGUGAUCCACAGGCAUACCGCCCCAUGAACCACCCUGACCAUGAAAAUGACCUCCGCAAAUUCAGGUCCAAAAGCAAAUCAUGGAAUGGUGGUGAUGGCAAAAAUAGAUUGUAUCCUAGAGGUGUGGGAAUGAAAAGGCUUGGUCUUUGAGCCACGUUGUGGCAAAUUAGAUAGAAUAAUUAAUUCUUUUUUUUCUUUUGUGUUUUGUUUUGUUUUAUUUUGUGAUUAGUAAACUCUGUUUAACCUGGGAGGCAAAAUCGGCUCAACUUCUGCUUUUCUCAGUGAUGUAAAAGGAUAUUUUUUAUUUGUUGUGCUUGUUGUUAUUUUAUGUUUUGUUGCUCUGAUCAACAUUGUUAAUGUGAAGUUUUUCACUAUUUUACAACUGCCUGACAUGUUAACUUUCAAGGUAAAACAGAUGUUUAUGUUCUUGUAAGAGCUAGUGCAAUUGGGAUGGGAUGUUUUCUGUAGAAGUUUCCUCCCUAAAGGAGGUUUACUUAGGAUAAGCCUCUUUCAGACUUGUUUGUUCUUGUGGAGUCGCUAUCAAUCUAUCUAGUCCUAGAGGUUCAUAUCCAGAUUUUCAUUUUAAAAUUUAACUUGUGGUGUUCACAUGAGGUUUUUAUAAUAAAAAUGCCUCAGUGAACAUCACAUAGUUUUGACAAAACUAAGCUUCAGAUGUACUUGCACAGAAUUGUAUGUGAUUUUAUUAAAAUCCAGGAUCUCAGGCCUACUUUGGGGCCAUUUGUGAAUUGUAGUCUGAAUACUGUGUGAAUGAUUUAGUGUUACCAUUCCUGGUGAAUUUAUUAUCCUAGUACAUGUGUGAUUUAUUUUUCUUUACAAUAUAUCAAGUGUACUACAGGACUCAAUUCUCCUUGAUUUAUGCUGAUCUUAUAUUUUUGUGAAUGGUAUUGAGAAAUUGAGUGAAUCUUGUGUGUAAUAUGUGUUCUAUCUUUGUGUUUACCUCCUCACCGUGGGAGAUUCCUCAAUCUGGGGAAAUACUUUGAGUCAAGUUAAUCUAAUCUUUAGCUAAUCUUAAUAUCUGGUUGAAAUGAUAAAACCUUUUAAUUAAUAAAAAAAAACUAUAUUUUUGCAGAAUUUUAAAAUCUGUUUUGAUGGCAAAUAAAUAUUUAUAGACUAUA